Phalaenopsis equestris is the source of this 1159-nucleotide messenger RNA. Its product is annotated as protein DEHYDRATION-INDUCED 19 homolog 3-like. NCBI's taxonomy places the organism in Eukaryota, Viridiplantae, Streptophyta, Magnoliopsida, Asparagales, Orchidaceae. The coding region runs from base 206 to 844 and encodes 212 amino acids. The record is from RefSeq and is a predicted model, not a curated record. The transcript is spliced from 5 exons.
UCUCUCUCUCUCUCUCGCCUCAUACCAGUUAUUUCGCACGCUGUGCUCUUCUUGGUACGCUUUCCGAGUAAAGAAUAUCUGUGUGACACUCUCUUUCCAGCUCCGGCUUACUCGAGGCAGAUAGUAAGCCGAAGAAGAAUACAUCUUCUUUCAUCUGGGGUAGAGGAGAGCUGGGUUAGGGUUUUUUUUUUCUGGAGAGGAGGCGAUGGAUUCGGAUUCGUGGAGUCGGCUAUCGUUGGCUUCGAAGCGGCACCAGUCUACUUUGCAGUCGCGAUAUGAUCAAUACCUGGGAAUCGAGGAGAUUGAAGGGGAUGAGGACGAGUGGAGGCCGGAGUUUCCCUGCCCGUUAUGUGACGAAGAUUUUGAUAUCGUUGGUCUCUGUGUCCAUAUCGACGACGAUCAUCCAUUUGAGGCGAAGAAUGGGGUAUGUCCUAUAUGUUUGGGAGGAGUAGGAAUGGACAUGGUGGGGCACAUAACGGUGCAACAUGCCGAUUUAUUUAAGUCGCAACAUAAGAGGAGGUUACGAAAAGGUUCAUCUGGGUCUCAUGGUGCGUUUAAUUUUUUGAGGAAGGAGCUACGGGAUGGGAGUUUACAAUCUCUUCUUGGGGGAUCCUCACGCUUUAUUACUCCCUCGCAUGCGGCACCUGAUCCAUUGCUUUCAUCAUUUAUCAGUAAUGUGCCUAUUGCUGAUUUUUCUAAAGUGGUGGAGCCUGAACCCUUGGCUGAAGGAAAGAGGAAGAUUUCAGAGGAAAAAGUUGUAGAAAGCGCGGCUGAUGAAAUGGUUCGCAGGAGAGAGUUUGCACAGCAGAUUGUCCUCUCCACAGUCUUUGAUGGAAUCUCAUAAGACAGAUUUUGCGGUCAGUUUAAUUGCCGUUCGUGGAACAGAAAACAAAUUUCAAUAUUUUAUAAGUGCUUGCAAAUGUUCCAUUAAACCCCUCCCCUCCCCCCAAUAUAUACAUUUGUAUUUAUGAAUACAUAUAUAUAUAUAUAUAUAUAUGUAGGAUUCAGAACUAUAUUGGUAGGGUGGCUUAGUGCUGGUUGUAUAUUGUGGCACAGAUUUUUGGUCAGUUCAGGCCUUUGGUUUGUAGCUUCAGCGUUGGUGAAACUAUUGUGGAUGUAAUUCAUAUUUAUGAUAAUGUUCCUCCCAUUUAGUAUUUAA